Caenorhabditis bovis is the source of this 1650-nucleotide messenger RNA. NCBI's taxonomy places the organism in Eukaryota, Metazoa, Nematoda, Chromadorea, Rhabditida, Rhabditidae. The record is from the annotation of a GenBank genome assembly.
AUGAGCUUGGCGAUGGAGCUUGAUCCUAAACCAACGUGCGAAACCGUUCCAGGAUUGCCGCAAAAGAAAUUCUAUAGACAACGAGCGCAUUCUAAUCCACAUUCCGAUCAUGAUAUCGAUUAUCCAAUCUCUCCAGACAAAAUGGAUUGGACCAAACUUUACGGUGAUUUCGCAAUUGGCAGAACUGUGGAAUUCGCAGACAUCGGCUGCGGUUAUGGUGGGCUUCUGAUGAGGCUAUCACCGCUAUUCCCAGACACUUUGAUGGUUGGAAUGGAGAUUCGAGUAAAAGUUUCAGAUUUUGUGUGCGAGAAGAUUAAAGCGUUAAGAAAACAUCACGAGGAUACCGGAGCUUAUAGAAACAUCGCAUGCCUUCGAACGAACGCGAUGAAAUACAUGGAGAAUUAUUUUCAUAAGCAUCAGCUCUCAAAAAUGUUCUUUUUGUUUCCGGACCCGCAUUUUAAGAACAAAAAGCAUAAAUGGAGGAUCAUCACACCAUCAUUGUUAUCCGAAUACGCCUAUGUUCUAAGGCCUCAAGGUUUGAUCUACACCAUCACCGAUGUAAAGGAUCUUCAUGAUUGGAUGGUGAAACAUCUCACCGAGCACCCUCUUUACGAGAGGCUCACCGAACAGGAGCUCGAGGCGGACCCGGUAGUCGGACUCCUUUAUGAGAGCACCGAAGAAGGGCAGAAAAAUUGGUUCUGGGCAAUGACUGGAGUUGGAGAAGAUGAAUAUGAGUCGCUUCCGACGCAUAGUAUUCCGUUGCAGGUCCAUUUGGCCGCCGGCGCAUUGGCGGGCGCUGUCGAGCACUGUGUGAUGUUCCCGUUCGAUUCGGUCAAAACGCGAAUGCAAUCGUUGUGUCCGUGUCCCGAAACGAAAUGUCCGACGCCGGUACACUCGCUGAUGAGCAUUGUCAAACGUGAGGGUUGGCUUCGACCGUUGCGCGGUGUGAACGCGGUGGCGGCUGGCUCGAUGCCGGCGCAUGCACUCUAUUUCACGGUGUACGAGAUGCUGAAAAAUUAUUUGACGGGCAACACGAGCGGACAUAUGAACACGUGGGCGUAUGGAGUGUCGGGAAUCGUCGCGACGCUCAUUCACGACGCCGUCAUGAAUCCGGCGGAGGUUGUCAAACAGCGAAUGCAAAUGGCGUUCUCGCCAUAUGGAUCGUCGCUGGAAUGCGUUAGGUGCAUUUAUAAUCGAGAAGGCAUCGCGGCGUUCUAUCGAUCGUAUACGACACAGUUGGCGAUGAAUAUUCCGUUUCAGACGAUUCAUUUUAUGAACUACGAGUUUUGGCAGCAUGUUCUGAAUCCGGAGCACAAAUAUGAUCCGAAGUCGCAUUUGAUCGCUGGUGGACUCGCUGGCGGAUUGGCGGCGGCUUUGACGACACCAAUGGAUUGUGUGAAGACGGUUCUGAACACCCAACAAUCGGCGGAAACUGAUCCGGUCAAUAGGCGGAUCUUUUUACAGGCGAGGUAUCGAUAUCGCGGAAUUUCGGACGCGGUGCGGACGAUCUACACACAGCGCGGAAUUAAUGGGUUCGCGUGUGGACUACAGGCGAGAGUCAUUUUCCAGGUUCCCGCGACGGCUUUAUCAUGGUCGGUUUACGAGCUUUUCAAAUUUGUGUUGUCUUUCGAGCAAGACAAAUCGGCAUAG